Messenger RNA from Schistocerca cancellata (South American locust), 3723 nucleotides. RefSeq lists its product as uncharacterized. Lineage: Eukaryota; Metazoa; Arthropoda; Insecta; Orthoptera; Acrididae. The transcript is spliced from 6 exons. The record is from RefSeq and is a predicted model, not a curated record. Bases 148 to 1002 code for a protein of 284 amino acids.
UCUUCAGGAGCGCACAUUACGUGCGGUCGCGGGCGGACGGUUUCCCUGCGUCAGUCUAGCGGACAGCCGGCACCGAGAUCUGCCGACGGGAUCACUAACCUCCGUUCUCGCGAGGGCUGCAUAUCUCCACGACAAAGGUGACACGUGAUGCUAGAUCUGGAUGCAGUGCCCUGGGAGACGCGGAAAUGCUGUGCCAAGGACAUGCGCAAGGCGGCGCAGAUAAUAGCCAUCGCCCACAUGGUGUUCUUUGGCCCCGUACUGUUUGGCAUGCUGUACAUCCUCAACAACCAGAAGAGCACUCUCUUCUUCGGUGAUCACAUCGCUGGUCCUCUGCCGUCCGAGCUGCAGCUGGUGCUGGUCGCCUCGCUGGUGGUGCUCGGCCUGAGGCUGGUCUUCUCCUUCGUGCUGUUCGUCGCCGAGAAGAGCCGCAGCGUGGUGCUGCUGAGGGUGUGGCUGGCGGCGCACCUGCUGCUCGCGCUGGCCGAGUGCGGCGUCAUCACGGCGCUGUCGACCGUCGUCUUCGUGGUCGACCCGGACAUCUGGCCCUUUGUCGGCACACUGCUCGCAGGAUUCGCCCUUCUCGGUCUGCAGACAUACAUGCUGCACGUGGUACUGUGUCUGCACACGGGACUCAUGAAGGAGCGGCUGCUCCGCCACCAGGUGGCGCAGAUGCACAGCCAGCUGAACCAGCUGGCUGUCAGCACGGGCUACACCCACCCCCUCACCUACGCCACGCUCAGCCUCAGCCCCCAGAUUCUGAGACCACCGGGCAAAGCGGGUCUCAACAACGGCAUCACCACGCCACCCAUCAGCGAUACUGCGCAGUCACCACCUGUCGGUGACACCGGAGAGACGCAACCUGGCGCCGAGGUUCUGCAACCGCUCGGCAAGGUGGAUCUCGACAGCGGCGUCACCACACCGCCUCCUGCCGACACUGUGCAGUCACCACCUGUCAGGGACACCGGACAGUCUGAAUCCCCUAGCGCCGCACUCCCUGUCUGACGCCAUCAGGACUCGGAAUACCGGCUGAUGGACAGACCUCUCGAGUCUCAGCUUCCGCUACUGGCAACAACAGCGUUGGAAACUGGGGACCCCAAAAGGGCGAGAUACGCUCUUGGGCUCCUACCUGAUGACUCGACCUGACACCUGUUCCAAUGACUGGUCAUAAAUGUAGCGAUCCCGCUAUCCUGUACUCUGCAAGGUUUCUAUUCCAGCUACGUAACGUUUCUCUCACUUUGCAGUAACAUCAGUGUCAUCAGCCUGUAAAGAUGAUGGUAAACAUGAUCUCAGUUUAACCUCUUGGAUCUGCAAUGAAGAAGUAGCAAAUGGGGGAACAAUAAUUUUGUACUAUUCGUAAUGAGCUGAUACUCCAGUGCUUCAAGGAAAGGCCUUGGAAAACGGUUUCAGAAGAACAACAUUGGACUUUGUGAGUUCCCUACCACCUUCAUAGAUCACUGAAGAGAAUACAAGGCCUGCUGAAGAAGAGUGCUGAGCCCUUGUUCAUGUCUGCAACCUAGGUCUCUCGCCAUCCUGACCAAAUAUAAGAUGCAAUCUUCAGUAUGAGAUCACACCCCCAUGAGAUACCAACAGAUGCACAUGAUAUUUUUAAGUACAAAGAAAUAACAGCGAAAUUUGCGAAUUAAGAAUUCAGCUAGUGUGGGAUGAUGGAUAAGUCCUGUUGCCAAAAGAACCUCAUAAAAAUUUAUCUUAUAAGUGGUUUCGAAAAAUGAAGUGACGCAGUAUAAUGGAAAGUGUUUUGAAAUGCCAAAGACAAUGUCAAUUGUCCUGAUCAAGUCGUUUUAUAUUGAAACUGCUGUGCUAAGCAACAUGAAGCCAGAUGUUUUCCAUUCUGAUAAUCAUUUGUGUGAAGCAACGUAGUACAUUAUCCCUACCUCUAAAUGAGCACUUUGAUGCUGCUGUGUAAGAAUUUGGCGACAGAGGGACAUCGUCCAUUUAGUACGGGCACGUUGUAAGGGAUUCGUUAGAGGGUACCCUGCACAACGAACUGUCUGGUACUUCCUGGUAAACUUUUCUAAAUAUGGAAUCUCAGUUUACGAUUUCGCUCAUCUGCUGCUAUGUCGAUAACGAAGUCUGAAAAUCACCAGGCGCUGUUAAAGAGUUAGGGUUUAGGUCUGUAGAACAUUCAGAGCGACCACGUUUGAAAACCGUUUCUCUCAAAGUCAAGGGACGAUGAGAAGCUUUCAGAAAAUGCCUUGUUCUACUCCAUAGUGGAAAUUUCGUUUUUUCAGCGGAGUUCUGGCGAAACUAUUGAAACAUCGAAAGCAGAAGCACUAUGUCAAGAACGAUAUAGUGAUUUGAAACACAAGGUCUUUGUGAAUCGAGCCGUCAGCGAUGAGAGGUGUGUCUCUGAUGCCAGCACUUACUACAUUGCAGAUCUGAGCUGCUUUCGCGGUCCCUUUGUGUAUGUUGUACUCUUAAUUUUUCGGUCUUCACAUAGACGCCGUCAUACUAAGGAAUCUAUAUCCACUGCCCUUACUUAGUUUCCCUAAGGAAGUUUGGCAGAUACUGAACUAGUUCCUGUCGUAGUUUAGCGUGCUGCCAGAUGAAUGACUGCUGGAAAAUGGUAACCAACCAUUUCGGGGAAAAAAGUUUAUUAGUAAGCGACGCCAUAAUUCCUUUCUUGAGCUCUAUAUAACAUGUCCAUCUGACUCUGAUCUCCGUAACCAUUGUCAAGUGAUGAUACAGACCGAUGAAACAGAGGGAGAGGAAAAAAAUUUAACAGAGCAUGUUUGCAUGACAAUGUUAUGGGUUAAAAAAUUAACAAUUGGAAGAGCACGCUUACAAUAUGUACAGACAACAUACAAGAAAUGAGAGAGGAUACAUGGAGUGAAUGUACCGAUGUAUUAUCGAAAUGUCAAGUAAACUAACUGUCUGGAAUAAUACGAGAAAAGCAUCUCUCUCUUUUUUUAUCAUAUGAAUAUUUCUCAUAGAGCCACCUAUGUAAGUAAUUCAUAAUGACGUAUAACUGGUAUAGACACAAAAGAAAUUGAUAAAGACGAACAUUAAUGAUGAUGACAUAAAACAAGGUACAGAAGAAACUUCAAAAAACAUUCUGAAAUUAACAAACUCUAUUAGUUUUUCCAAUGGAAAAAGAAUUAAGUUCUGUGUAUACUGCAAAAUCUGUGGUUGCCGAUAAUGAUGGCAUAUAUGGCGGUAACUUCUUGCUCAAAACAUUAAGCACUUCUCUUAGUUCGCCCUUCCAUGCGAUAUAUACGCGACUAAUCUAAAUAAAUGCCCUAAAGGACAACGGUGGCUUUCGCAACAGUUGGAUGUUCGGCACUGUGAAGGCAAAUUUGUGAAAGAAAUUCCUAGUCCUCCAGCAGAGAGGCAGAUAAUAAAACUUGUAAGUGGGGGCACUAGGUGGCUCCGAGAACCCACGUGACUGCAUCUGCUUCCCUCAGAAAAACAGCAGUCUGUGUAUGCAUUGUCUUUAUCGUCUGCACACACUUCACCUUCCCGGGUAACACAAAUGCGCUGAUACGAUUUUAAUGCACUUGAGUCCCACUGCAGACUGUAAUACAUGUCGCUUUCUGUGCUCUGAUAGUUUGAGAGUAUGAGAGAAAAGUAAGUUCUGCAAGGUUACCUUGUUUGUAUCUUACUUAUGGCUAAGACGAACUGAAAAGUCAUAUGUGUAAAACUUUUUUUCUCUGCAUUCACUUUCUUCCAAUAAAUUCGAUAUCUACUUGCUUGUUGUGAACAAAA